CCCUAGACCAUCAUCCUGUGCCUUGCUUUCGUCUUCCUCGCCCCGAGCCUCGGCUCUCCUGACCUAACCAAUCCGACCCAAGGCGGCUACAUCUCUCCAUUGACUGUACCAGGGCGUGUCCUGCCGUAGCACUGCGUUGCCCGCCGACGCCUCCCCCCCCACCCACCCACUCCCACAACUCCUCCGCCCCUCUCACGCGCCUCGCCGCCAUCGCCGAUCCCGUUCUUCCUCGUCGCCAAAUUUCGUCCCUGCUCUCUCCGCCCCGUCCGCAAUCCCGGGCCAUUGGGUUUUGAGGUCUCGUGGAUUGGCGUUUGGAAUGCAAUGGUGGGGAUAGCCUGACCGUCCAGAGCCCGAAAGAAGAGCACAUUUCUCGUCCCAAUCUCGGUUUUCUUGGAUUUCGAUUCGUUUGUUGGGCCGGCCGAGAUGGACGACGACGGCAGCUUGAGCAUUCGGAAUUGGGGCUUCUACGAGACGAUGAAAGGAAACCUCGGCCUGCAGCUGAUGCCAUCUGUGACCGGCGGCCACCGGGACACGAAGCCGCUGCUCCCCAACGGUACCUUCUUGCAGCACCACACCCCCCCGCACCACCCGCCACAUUCGCACCACCCCCGCGACUAUGGUAACGGCGAACCCUCUGGUGGCAUGCCCGCCGAGCCGCCGGCUAUUCACAUGGACUUUGUGCGCAAUGAGGCCUGGAUGCACCCCUCGCAGCAUCAACAUCAGCAUCAGCAUCAGCACCAGCAUCAACAUCAGCACCAGCAUCAACUUCAGCACCAGCAUCAACAUCAACAUUCCCGUGAGUUGAAGGUCCUUAAUGCUGUUCCUGUUGGGCCUGCUCCACACAUUGGACAUCCUGGACAUGCUGUGCAUCACCACCCUACAGGUUUUGGGAUGAUGCCAGAUGCGCGUGGUGCGCACACUCUCCAGAUGAUGCAGCCACAGGAGCCUCCUGUGCCUGAUGAGGAAAAAAUUACCCCACCGCUGGUUGAAGAUCAUUCUGUGGUCGGAAGCAAGCCUCCUGUGAAGAAGAGGCAGCAGGGUCGUCAGCCUAAGGUUCCGAAGCCGAAGAAGCCCAAGAAGGAUGCUACCCCAGGGGAAGAUGGGGCACCCAAGGCCCGUGCACCCCGAAGCAGGGGUCCCCUUAAGCCUGUGGAAAUGGUAAUUAAUGGUAUUGAUUUUGACAUUUCAAGGAUACCAACACCUGUGUGCUCAUGCACUGGAGCUCCCCAGCAAUGCUACCGGUGGGGUGCAGGUGGCUGGCAGUCUGCAUGCUGCACAACUUCUAUUUCGACAUAUCCGCUGCCAAUGAACACAAAGCGCCGGGGUGCACGUAUUGCUGGGAGGAAAAUGAGCCAAGGUGCAUUCAAGAAGGUUCUUGAGAAGCUAGCUGGUGAAGGGUACAACCUUAAUAAUCCAAUUGACUUGAAGACCUUCUGGGCAAAGCAUGGCACGAACAAGUUUGUAACAAUCAGGUAAAAGCCAUGCUAUGUUGAUCGCCUUGUAGGGUCCAACGCUGCAGUUUUGCCUGAGUUAUUGCCUGUACCUGCUCUUGCCAAUCUGCAGAUGUCUUUAGAAGUAGCUUGUAGCCAUGUUCGGUUUCCUGGACUUAAUUUACAUGCCUAUUUCGAGCUUCAGCUGUGAAGUAGGAAGUCUGUCUGUAUCUGUCAAUUUAGAAGUUGUAGCGUAAUGGCAACAGUUUUUCUAAUUAGUUAGCAUUUAAUGCUUCAAUGUCUGUUAUGACCUGGAUGUUUAUGGCUUUAUGUAGAGCUUUUCUCCAUUGAAAGUUGAAAGAUAA
Messenger RNA from Hordeum vulgare subsp. vulgare (domesticated barley), 1795 nucleotides. RefSeq names its product protein Barley B recombinant. The transcript has 2 exons. Bases 424 to 1476 code for a protein of 350 amino acids. Gene Ontology annotation, molecular function: DNA-binding transcription factor activity; sequence-specific DNA binding. Gene Ontology annotation, cellular component: nucleus. The record is from RefSeq and is a predicted model, not a curated record. Gene Ontology annotation, biological process: response to ethylene. Lineage: Eukaryota; Viridiplantae; Streptophyta; Magnoliopsida; Poales; Poaceae.